AUGUCUUCUACUUCGUCCCCAAUAGAGGAUAAGUCCGUUGAAGCCCUGAAAGAUGGCCCCGAUGCGACCGCUUCCCAGAUCACCAAUGACUCAGGCCGUCUCCAUGCUCUGGAGCAGCUAGAAGUCCUGCCCAAGAUGCUCCGGGAGGGUAUUCUUUUCGCAGGAUCGGGUGCUGCGCUGCUGUUGCAAGCUGCCAUGCCCGGCAUCCGGGAUGCAGGUUCCAACGAGGGUGGACACAAAGAACUAGCCAGAGAGCUCAUCGAAGCCCUCCAGGCCAACAUCAGCUAUAUCUCGUGUCUGGUCUUCGGCACCCGGGACGAGCGGAAGGCUCUCAUUCACCUCCUGCAGAGUGGAAAUUCGCCCUUACUCGGCAGCAGUCGCUCGAACCGCUUCGCCGAAUACCCACGGCUGCAGCUGUGGAUGGCAGCGACUCUGUACGCCACUGCCACCGACUUCUAUCAGCGUAUCUAUGGCCGCGUUGACUACGCCAGUGCCGAGCGUGCGUACAGCGAGUUUACCCUGCUCCUGAACUGUAUGGGUAUACCUGCGGGUACUUGGCCUGAGUCUCGUCAGGAUUUCUGGUCUUACUGGGAUCAUCAGGUCUCGCAGUUGACCGCCUCGUCCGAUGCGGCGCAGUUCGAACACGAUCUGCACGAGAGUCACGAUAUGCCGCGCUGGGUGCAGUCUAUAAAGCCCUUCUUGCGCGUGACCACUAUCGAGAUGCUGCCUCCACGUUUGCGUGAGGCCUACGGUCUACGCUCGACGGCUGCUACCCGUGCGCUGUAUCGCACCUGGAUGGGUUUCUCGGUUGCCGUGUAUCCGGCGAUGCCGAAUAAGUGGCGGGCGUAUCCUUUGAGGUUUUACCAGGGUCGGCUGAAGGGCAAGUUGAAUGUGGUUUGA
Penicillium paradoxum is the source of this 900-nucleotide messenger RNA. RefSeq names its product oxygenase MpaB family protein. The record is from RefSeq and is a predicted model, not a curated record. Bases 1 to 900 code for a protein of 299 amino acids. Gene Ontology annotation, molecular function: oxidoreductase activity. Lineage: Eukaryota; Fungi; Ascomycota; Eurotiomycetes; Eurotiales; Aspergillaceae. The transcript has a single exon.